UGCAUUGCGUCCAGCUCUCCCUCUGCAAGCGGGCAACAUGUUUGUUUUAACUUGUUUUCCGCGACCACCUGGACUUUGCUGGCUCUCGCUUUCGCCCUUUUAUUGUUGUAUGGCAUUUGGCCACAUAGUAUUUUCAAAAAACUGAAAAUACCUGGACCAAGGCCCUUGCCGUUUAUUGGAACGCUUGCAUCCUUUAGAAAGGGAUUAAUUACUUUUGACCGUGAAUGCCAAGCCAAGUACGGUGACGUCUGGGGGUUGUUUGACGCACGAACACCAGUUCUAAUGGUAACAGACCCUGAGAUUAUUAAAACUGUGAUGGUGAAGGACUGCUACUCUACGUUUACCAACCGCAGGGAAAAUAUUUUGGGAGGACCUUUGAAUGAUGGAAUUACAACAGUUAAAGAUGAGAGGUGGAAAAGAAUGCGCAGCACUUUAUCACCGUGCUUCACCAGUGGAAGACUGAAACAGGUUUUUCCCAUCGUUGCUCGCUAUGCAGACCAACUCGCUGAAAAACUUGGACAAAAACAUUUGGAUGGACCCCUGGAUAUCAAAGCAUUCGUGGCCCCUUAUAGUUUAGAUGUUGUGACCAGUGCCUCCUUCAGUGUUGAGUCAAACGCCAUAAACGAUCCAGAUGACCCAAUUAAUACUCACAUCAAGAAGAUCCUUAACUUCAAACUGUGGCUUUUCUUUUUACUAAUGGUGUUUCCUUUUUGCGGCCGUUUGUUCGAGCUCCUGAAAAUUGAGUUGAUGCCCCGUCUCAGUAUAGAUUAUCUCUACAACAUCAUCAAGAGCUUUAAAGACCAGCAUGGGCCAGAGAAAUCUAGUCGAGCCGACUUCCUGCAGGUGAUGACGCAGAACGAGAUUCCAGAAACGGACAUAAAGAGUGAACAUGAUCAGCCGAGUAAAGGUUUGACUGAGCAUGAGAUCCUGUCCCAGGCUUUAAUUUUCAUCUUUGGCGGCUAUGAAACCACCAGCACCACUCUCACUUACAUCCUCUACAAUCUGGCCACCAACCCUGAUGCUUUGCAGACCUUGCACGAGGAAAUCGACGGCAACCUACCGAGAGACGCUCCACUCCGAUACGAGGAUGUAGUCGGUCUGGAAUACCUGGACCAUGUUUUGUCCGAGUCACAGCGUUUGAUUCCCACUGCACCUCGGCUUGAGAGGGUGUGCAAAAAAACUGCCCAGGUGCACGGCCUCACCAUCCCUGAAGGAACCCUAGUUACCAUUCCAGUGCACCUGAUGCACAAGGACCCGCGCUUUUGGAGCUCACCUGAGCUUUUCAGACCCGAGAGGUUCAGUAAAGCCGGUGGGGAGGAGGUGAACCCGUACGCGUACAUGCCGUUCGGGCUCGGCCCUCGUAACUGCGUCGGGAUGCGCUACGCUGUCCUCACCAUGAAGACGGUUCUUGCCCGUCUCCUGCAGAGUUACACCGUGGAAACAUGCAAAGACACCGUGAUUCCGCUAGAUUUUAAUUGGAUUUUCCAACCGAAAACGCCAAUAAAACUCAAGUUUGUUCCAAGACAAUAAUCAUUUAAAAAAAGGUUCUCUGAAUAUGCGCAGCUUCUAGAAUUGGUCAAUUGUUUAUUUAACAACUGAUGAAAUAAUUAAAUGAUAAUAAUUAAAGUUUUUUCAUCAAGGGUUUAGAAUACUGACACUUGUAUUUUAAUCCAACUGGAAUAUCUGUUGAAUGAUAUGUUUUAAAUUUAGUUCAAGGAAGUGUAUAACAUUGUAGGGGGCUAAUUGGUAGUAAUGGGAUAUAAUAUGCAUGAUUAUAUUACCUUGUUUUGUUUGCUUAGAAAGAAAAUGAAUGUAUAUGUACAGUGAGUGGGUCCUUGUCCAUGAAGGCUGGAUGAUGAAUACUCAUGUUUUUUUAAUUUGUGCUAAAUAUGUUUUGGUGAAAUGUACACUCACACACACACUCACACACACAGCCCUGCUGUUGUUUCUGUAACACGACACACACAACCUGACAGCUGGUUGAAACAACAAAAGCAGAUGAAGACGUAAAAAACUAUGCAACUACGUGAGCAUACGGAGCCGAUGCAGAGAGGCUGAAGUGAGGAUUAUUCAAGUUGAUGAAACUUUGCUUGUUUCUCUUGCAAUAAAUACUUUUUUAAAUCACCUUUUUGUAAGAGGUUCUAUUGGGUUUAAUAAAUUGAUCAAAGCAAC
Pseudoliparis swirei is the source of this 2172-nucleotide messenger RNA. Its product is annotated as cytochrome P450 3A56-like. Gene Ontology annotation, molecular function: steroid hydroxylase activity; heme binding; iron ion binding. The record is from RefSeq and is a predicted model, not a curated record. NCBI's taxonomy places the organism in Eukaryota, Metazoa, Chordata, Actinopteri, Perciformes, Liparidae. The transcript is spliced from 13 exons. Bases 283 to 1530 code for a protein of 415 amino acids.